This is a messenger RNA of Xenopus laevis (African clawed frog), 5127 nucleotides long. Its product is annotated as D site-binding protein. The transcript has 4 exons. The coding region runs from base 477 to 1412 and encodes 311 amino acids. Lineage: Eukaryota; Metazoa; Chordata; Amphibia; Anura; Pipidae. The record is from RefSeq and is a predicted model, not a curated record.
AGAAACUUGCAAAACACAAACAGAGGCAGGCAGGGCUUCGGUCUCCCGCACGCUGCGCAGUUCCUGCUGGGAUAUUAACACGAAAUAAUCCUGUAAAUAAAUAAAUAAAUAGAGCGGGGAGGGGGGACGCGCGAGUCCGAUUGGCUGCAACUGAGAAGACUCGUUCUGUGCUCCCUGCAGGCUCCUCCUCUCUUCAUCUUCUUCUGCUUCAUCUUCUUGCCAUAGAGAAAGAGCAUAAGGAAGAAGGGACAUUCGGGAAAUGGGGAAACUUGGAUCUUGUUACCCACCCAGCCAGGAAUCCGAGCUGAGCCCCCAGUGCCUGCAGAGACCCUGAAUAAAUUGCCCAUUCAUUCGAUCACUCACUGGGACUUUCUAUAAUUACCCCUGGAUAUAGUCGGUGAUCAUCGAUAUCGAUCUGAUAUUCGGUUAUUGCUGCUGCUCACUUCUCUAUUGGCUCGUGUGCAUCUGCCAAGGCUAUGGCUCGGCCAACUACCCAACUGCCUGCCAGCGAGAAGCUACAGGGGCAUCUGCUGCACCCUACGCCUCCCAUUGGGGUCCCCGGGUCGGGGAUGGUGAGUUUAAAGAGCCUCCUGCAAGGACCCAUAAAGGGUCAGGAUCGCAGAACGAGAGAGAUGUCUAACUGUAUAAUGAAGGACAAGGAGAGGAAACUAGAAGAUGACAUGACUGGUCCUCGUCCUUCUCACUGUGCGUUAUUUGGCUCCCUACUGUGGGAACGCGCAUUGCCAUGUAAUGAGAUUGAGUAUGUGGACCUGGAUGAGUUCCUACGAGAAAAUGGCCUCCCACCAAGCCCACCUCACCAGCCCUUCUCACCAGCGAAUCUGACACCACCUCCUUCUAACCAGUCAGUGGUCGAUCUUAGUCGGCCGGCCUCCUGCGCCUCUUCUAGCUCCACCUGUUCUUCUCCUGUGCAAAGCAUAAUGGACAGUGAAUAUGAACAUCCAAGCAGCAAAGCAGGUCAGAUGACUCCUGUGUCCAGUGACAGCCCAAGCCCCGAGGAUCCAGAAUCUAUAGAAGUCAUUUCAAAGUUUGAUCUAGAUCCCGCCGAUCUCGCUUUGUCAAGUGUGCCUGGACAUGAGACCUUUGACCCCAGAAAGCAUCGAUUUUCUGAAGAAGAGCUAAAACCACAGCCAAUAAUGAAAAAAGCAAGAAAGAUUCAGGUGCCGGACAAUCAUAAGGAUGAAAAAUAUUGGAAUAGAAGGUACAAAAAUAACGAGGCUGCCAAACGCUCUCGUGAUGCUCGUCGGCUCAAGGAGAACCAGAUCACAGUGCGGGCUGCCUUCUUGGAGAAAGAGAAUUCAGUGUUGCGUCAAGAAGUGUCCAGAAUCCGUCAAGAACUCUCUCGCUACCGAAACAUCCUCUCCAAAUACGAGUCACAGCAUGGAGCCUUGUAAAGAUGUGAGUUAUUGUGUAGCUGUUGCACGGACUAACACAACUUCACAAGAAUCUUCCCCCACCAUCCCAUACUUUGUCUCCCCAAGAUCUGCCCCUUUUUUCACUGACUAUUAAAGAAGAUACAGAGGGCACGAGGGACAUAUGGAAAGCAACUGAUGUUUAGCACUUCGCUCUGUUUUGCUUCCUCUGAAUUUCAACAUUCCGUCAGGACUUCCUGUUUUCCAAGGAAGAGGGUGCUUAGAUUGUUGAACUAAUUCGCUAAAUGGGGUAUCACCAGCAACUUGAAGAAAAGAGAACAUUUAACAGGGAAGAGGAAGCCAAGAGCUGAUUCUGCCAUAUUGUACAAAGGCAUUAACCAAUACACCAGCGAGCACGUCAAGGUUCUUUACCUGGUAUCAAAUAUUCCUUGCACACAACUCUCUGGUAGCAUUUUCUUUCUUUAGAUUUCUCUUCUAGGGUUUUCGUUUUGAAGACAAAAGUGUUGAGGGUACAACCCAAUGGUACAGACACCUACUGUACCUAAUCAUUGUUUGAAAAAAAAAAAUAUAUAUAUAUAUAUUUCUAUAUAUAUAACUUUUGAUAAUUUAACAGAGAGAUUCUGUCAUUUGAAAUGAAUCAACUUCAUUAAGGCAUUCAUUGCAGUCUUUGGAUAAACAAGUUGGGGGGAUGGUGUAAGGAUUUGCUAAUGCUGUAUUUAUAUUCUUAAUGUCAUAUAGGCCAAAAUCUAUAUCUCUUAACGAAACCAACAACAUUCUGCUAAAGGGGAUUGGUUGUGAACCACUAUAUUUUAUAAGCACCAACCAAUCCCUGACCCUUUCUUGAGCCUUACACAACUGUUACAAUUCUAUUCCACCAUAUACAGAGGAAAGGAAUAUUUUUUUCAGAUGGUUUAUGACUCAGCUAGGAUGGCUUAGAAAUAACCCAUUUAUAGAGGAAAGGCUCAGAACUAGAUGGAGAGCUUGCAUUCAUUAAGAGGAAACAGAAUUAGUGUUCUUCAAUUCAUAAGGUCAUGAUUUACAAAUGGAAGAGGCUGCAUCAUCUUCUGGGUGCUCUCUGGGUAAAUAGAUGAUUUGGGGGCAUUACUAGUUUCCUCUCACCUUCCUCAUCUCUUUACUAGAUGUUAUAGAUGACAAGUUCUUACAUAUGAACUGCAGGGGUUUGAUUUAUUUUCCAGUGUCUGGCCGUUUCUACUUAUUUAUCUUAUUUUAGGAUUGUCACCAUCAGCAUUUUGACUGCCACGGUCCUUUCAAGGAGAACCGUCCAGCCAAAAUUCUCUGAAGCCUCUUCUUUUUCAUUUGAAAGAGAAACACCCUGCCUAUAUCUGUCCUUGACGUUUCAGGUAGGGAACUUUCCACGUAGGUAAAUAUUAGCUGAGUACUACUGGAGACGGCCCAUGUGUCUUUUGAAACUUAAUAGCAGCUUUACAAGAUGUUUGCAGGGUUCCACAGAAACAACUUAUCACAACAAAUACAAAGCCCCUUCUCAGCUGAAUGUACUGAAUGUACUGGAUCUGCAAAAUAAGCUGCAAACCAUUUCUGAAAUUGUAUAUUAGGGCUGAUUUACUGACCUGGGUGCUAAAUUGCACGAGUGGACUUGCCAAUUACAUAUUUAUAAAUCAGCUGUGUUGUGUUGGGUUCACUGGAAUGUUUUACAGCAGAUAAGGUAUAACUCUUGCCAACGCAUAUGAAAUCAAUAUCCUGCCUAAGCAAGUUUUUUGGUUUUAAGCCUUCCUUUGUGGUCCAUUAUGUGGUCAGGCCUAUUACAGCUCAUAACAAAUCAGUAUAUUACCUACUAAAGUAUCCAUGACAGCAAAUCAGAAAGCAUAACUUAUUUUUAGCAGACUGGGCUCCUAAUCAUCACUUAGAGCGGUAAGAAAGUGACCAGCCCCUCGAUUUGGAAAAUUGGGCUUAGAUUCCUUCUGCAGCUGUUCAAUAUGCAUCUAAAAUAAUUGCUAAUCGGCCAUACAACAUAGGAAUUUCAUGGGUUUGAAAUUUUAGGGGUGAGGUAGCAAUGCUAGGUACAACGGGUAAAAAAGGUAAUUAAUAAGAGCAAGAGAUCCACUUAUAAAUAUGGUAUAAUUGUAAAAAACCUCUUAUGUAUGGUGGGGGGAGUGGGACUAUGACUGCGCAGAUAUGUUAUUCCUCUGCAUACACUGUUUCUACUUCUGGGGCCUAUAUGUGUGUUGCUUUGAAACACGCAGGGUAUACAAGAUUGCAAAAUAUGACUCCAUUACACAAAAUGGAAAAAGCUGGGUAGAAUUAGAUUUGUGUGUGUAUUUUAUAUCAGAAAAGCAGGUUAUAGAUUAUUGAUCUCAGCUUCAGUGAAUCAAAGCUAUAUAUAUAGAUUGUGCAUUGGAGUACAUGUAUGCACUUUAAUUAAUCGAUUAAUUGAUCAGUUCCUGCUCUAUGGCAGGAUUUAUAAUACUUGCGAUAGCUGGAGGGCCGCAGUUAGAGCAUCACUUACAUAUCCCACCCACUGCUACUGGGAAGCUGCACAGUAUCCUUAUUUAGGAUAGGUCUGUCUGUGGCAGUAGCUUGGCUAAUAUUAUCCGAGACUGGAAAAUUACCGGUUAUAGGGCUGCUCAAAAUAUGUGGUUUAAAUUUGACACAACUUUGUAACAUUUCUCAGUUCUCAUCUGUGCCCCCCCUACAGUGAAAGCAGAUGUGCCCAGCCCCCCCCCCCCCCCGAAAGAAUGGGGACUGCGUCCUCUGUUUCCUUUAGGGCAUGUACCCACUGCUAAUGCAUGUUGUAUUAGUUUACAGGCUUAGCUUAUGCUACUGAAGUGCUGCCACACUCUGCUGCGGGUACCAGAUGCGCACAUUUACAUGAUCUUUUUUGCACAUCUGCACAGGUACUGCUAGUGAACUGUAUUGUGAAAGUAAUAAAUAAAACACCCGUUUUCACCAGCAGGGAGCUAGGUUGUAAAAGCUUAUAGAUCUCAAUGCUUGUCAGCCUUGGGUAGAUGCCCUUAUGAAACAAUGAAUGGCACAGCUGUGGAUUUAUAACAUAAGCACCGAUGACAGGUUCUGUUAGGAAUUGUGGGGUUAUUGACAACAGUGGCAUAAAGUAAAGACUUUGGUAUUAGUGUAUUUUAGGGCGUAUGAACACUUCAAGUCUACUUUUCAGCUAACUCCCCUUUUUGUGAAUUUGACUGUGUGCUUGCUGGAACGGGAAAUAUGAUGUAGCUAUUUCUUCAACUCUCAUCCCCUGUGUAUGCUCAAAAGAAUAUAUAUUUCUAUAUGUUUGCAAGGUGCCUUGUGUUCCUGGUGCUAGGGCACAUGCUCUGUCUAUGGAAGUGUUAGGCUGCUUAGCAUCUCAGUUUUCCAAUGCUAGUUAAAGGCUUUUUUUUGCAUGCACCCCUUCUUGUGGCUUAGUGGUUUCCAAUUAAGGAAGGAAUAGCCCCUAACUACAAAGCCUUGACAUGUGCAGCUAGUUGCCUCUUCUACUUCUUCAUUGUUUGGUGGAAAAACCUCAAUUUACUGCUAGUGCCAGUUUAAUUGUUUGGUGCACAUAUAUUUUUUCAGUGAGUAUGGUCUGAUCCAACCAGUCCCAUUUUGCAUUGCCACCUCUAUAAAACUGGACUCAGAUUAUAUCCACAUCUUGCAAAGCUAGAGUGCAUAUACGGGUAUGGGAUCUGUCAUCCAGAAACCAGUUAUCCAGAAAGCUCUGAAUUAUAUCCAAAUAAUCCACAUUUUUUAAAAUGAUUUCCCUUUU